AUGGCUGCUACAAAUUAUCUCCCAGCUCGAGCUAAUCCCACAAUUGCUGAAGCUGGAGCGUUGCAGUGGGUUCUUCAGAUGGCUCAUAACCUUGAGAGUGAUUCUGUAAUCUUCGAAACUGACUCAAAAGGGGUAGUGGAUGCGUAUAUGGGUCGAAGAUUCAAUUCCCAUGUUGAACCAGUCCUUAGUGAUUGUAGACAGUUAGUUAGUACCUUUGAAGCUUUUGACCUCAAGUUCACUAGGAGAGGUGGAAACUCAGUAGCUCACACACUGGCAUCUAAGGCUUAUGAAUUCCCCAAUGCUGUUUGGUGGGAGAAUGUUCCCAGUUGGCUUGAUUAUAUGUUAUUAGCGGAUGUAUUUUCAAUUUCAAUUUGA
Messenger RNA from Lotus japonicus, 375 nucleotides. RefSeq lists its product as uncharacterized. The transcript has a single exon. NCBI's taxonomy places the organism in Eukaryota, Viridiplantae, Streptophyta, Magnoliopsida, Fabales, Fabaceae. Gene Ontology annotation, molecular function: nucleic acid binding; RNA-DNA hybrid ribonuclease activity. The record is from RefSeq and is a predicted model, not a curated record. Bases 1 to 375 code for a protein of 124 amino acids.